AUGAGCGAUUCGGACCAAGUCGAAUCGUCCCAGAUGCCUUCCUUUGACGACGUUGAGGACAACAAUCCCUUCUCGCACACGCAGGGACUUACCAGCAUGAUUGAGGAUAGCAUGAGUGAAAGAGAGAACCAUGAGGAGAAUGGGUUGGAAGACUCUGUGUUGUUGUACAAGAGCGGUAAGGCACCACACAACGAGGAUGGCAGUACGGCUGGGGGCAAAGACGACGGGUCCACCAAUGUCAAUAGCUCUACCAUUGACGUUGAUAAGUUCAACCGAGUGCACAUCAACUACGAAAGCAGAGUGACUAAAUUGCUCAAGCCACACUCCAAGGUGAAGGUGCAGAUAACAGAGGCAAACAACUCCAAUGAAGGAGCUCUGAACUCGCUGAAAAAGUAUAUAGUAUACACGAUUAAAUUGAUAAGCAUUGACAACCCUGACGAGGAGGAUAUCCAGACCAGACGAAGGUACAGCGACUUUGAGAGCUUGAGAGACGUCUUGACGAAGAUCUUCCCCUUAGUCAUCGUACCACCGAUCCCACCUAAGAAUUAUCUCAACUUAAACGUGCUAAACGGAUUGGUCAAUGGCACUGCAAAUCAACAUAGCAACGGAGGUAACUCGAACCCCCAUCACCAUGGUGACGUCGACUCUGUUGCUAAGGGCGAGUCGCCCUCCGCCGCCAACUCCAGCAAUGACAACUCCUUGGCUGCUCACGCAAGCUCCAACUACUAUACAUACAUCAACUCGAACCAUUUGAACAAGCAUAAGCUCAUCGAGCACAGGAAGAGAUUGCUUACCAACUUCUUGAAUAACUGCUUGGAAAUACCUAAACUAAGAAACCUUGAAUUCUUUGCCAAGUUUUUGGACCCCAACGCUAACUGGACUGAUGAGAUUGCAUUGAUAAGUAGCCAGUUACCCAAAUCCAUAUACCAGCUGAACCCUGAAAACGGUUUACAGACUGACGCCAUAUACGCCAGCUUGCCGUUACCAGUGAGCCAUAGUAUCCCGUCGUUCUUGAAGCCAUUGAAGCGCAAAGUCGGUGCAGUGGGUGCUGCCGCCGCAACUGCUGGUGCCACGGCUUCACUGAGAACCACUGCCAGUGCAGAGACCAACGACAACCAACUGGAGCUUAGCGGCAGUGCUGAAGAUAUCAGCGCUGCUAGUGCUGGCACUCCUGCGGCCAACACACUGGUGACAUCUGAAAUAAUUGAUUCGACGCAACUUGACGAAACAAACAAAAAGAUCAUGGGAAACUUUAUUGGACUUUCCAAUGAUUACACAGAUCUUGGUAGCAUAUUCAACUCCCUUUCUCUUAUACUUGCUGAGACUUCCACAUCUGAGAAAUUGAAAAGUUUGUCCACUUCUCCAGAUGAAAUCAAGCUCAAUUUGAUCUUCGAUAAGAUCGGACAGGUGUUUGAUCGCUCGUACAUUACUUUGAAUUCGUUGAUUGGCGACCUAGAAACAAAAUUCUCGGAACCUUUAGGAGAGGCUGUACGAUUCUCGGGAACUUUGCAAACGGUACGGAAAUUCAAAGAACGUAAGAAUCGGCAAUCUAACUUAUUGGAUACCGAAGUCGAGGACAAGAAGAAGGAAUACAAUGACUUGCUAACAUUCGAGGCGGAAUCCAGUAGAGUGGAACAGUCUGCAGGUAACGGGUUGACCAGGAACACGAAGUAUGCAUUGAAAGAUACAGCGUCACCUCCAAGCGCAAAUGGGACAACCGGUGGAGGUGGAAGCAGUGGUGGCUACAGAAUGAUGCCCAUGUUCAAGAAGAUUACUCGAUACGUGUCCGAUAUCAUUGACCAAAAUCCCGAAGAGACUCGCAAGCAGAAGUUGAUUAGCCUCCAAGCCAAAAUCGAGAUAUUGGAAAGAUGUCAAACCAGAAUGUUGGAAGACAUAUCUUACAUUUCCGAUGAGCUUAACAAUAAUUUCCAGAGAUUCCGUAGGAUCCAGUUGAAAAUGAUUUACGAUAUACUACUUUCUUACAAUGGGUUUCUUGUUGAAUGGGCCAGGAAGAACGUGGAGAUCUGGGAGGAGAUCAAGGACGAAAUCUUGAGAUUGUAA
Messenger RNA from Dujonia railenensis, 2061 nucleotides. The record is from the annotation of a GenBank genome assembly. Lineage: Eukaryota; Fungi; Ascomycota; Pichiomycetes; Serinales; Debaryomycetaceae.